AAAAAAAUAGGAGUAUGAUAGAAAGGAAAUAGCAAAUAUCUUAGUUAACUUCUUAAGGUGGUUAUUUUUCAAGUAUUUUUUACAGUAAAAUGUGAAUGAUAUUUCCAAAUGCAAAAAGGGAAAUAUUGCAACGUGGACGACCGCGCGGGACUCAAACUACUAGUGCCAAGCUGUUGGCCGUUUACCUGUUCUGUUCAAAAGAUGGCUGCCGUGGAGAAGGUUCGUAUCGCCGUUGUCGGUGAUUCGGGAGUAGGAAAAACCUCCCUUGUCCACUUGAUAUGCCACGAGGAGAGUAUAUCCAGCGCUGCUUGGACUAUAGGCUGCACUGUGGAGGUUAAACUCUACGACUACAAGGAGGGAAUGCCCGGAGGGAAGACUUUCUUUCUUGAGUUCUGGGACAUAGGCGGUUCGGCGAACCACGAGAAUAGCCGGUCGAUUUUCUAUAAUGGUAUCAAUGGGCUUAUUCUAGUACACGAUUUGACUAACAGGAAGUCCUUUACGAAUCUUCGAAAGUGGCUUGCUGAAGUUCUUAACGCAAGUAAAGAUUUGUAUGGUGCUAAUAACAAGCAAAAGGACAGUUGGUUCGGGUUUACCACGGACAUUAUUGAUGAGUAUGACCCUGAACAAUUUGCCGGAAAUCAAAUACCUGUUAUUGUAGUAGGUACGAAAUUAGAUCAAGCUAGACCCUCAAGGUUAACCAGUACAGCCAGGGGGAUGAACUUUGUCGAGGAAAUUGGUGCCGAUGUCAUCAGUAUUGACUGUAUGAACGUUAAACAACUUCGACCCGGGACCGCGAAUUCAAAGAAACUGAUAAACUUCUUUGAUAAGGUUAUUGAACGAAGAUUCCACUCGAGCAUGUCACAUCAACAGUCGGUCGGCUACCAAGACUAUUCACAGAAAUACUUUGAUAGAACUUCAAAAAGGAAGGCAUUUUAAAGAUGAUAUGUUAAGAUAUUAUUACUAUAAAAUAACAUAUAGAUAUGACACAAAUAGUAUCAUUAAAUAUAGGGUCAGAAAUAGUUUUUAAUUUGAUACUCAGUGUACAUACUGCAAAGUGGAUAAUAAACGAUCCUUAUUAUUAUUAU
This is a messenger RNA of Nematostella vectensis (starlet sea anemone), 1085 nucleotides long. RefSeq names its product rab-like protein 3. Bases 109 to 936 code for a protein of 275 amino acids. The transcript has a single exon. Gene Ontology annotation, molecular function: GTP binding; GTPase activity. NCBI's taxonomy places the organism in Eukaryota, Metazoa, Cnidaria, Anthozoa, Actiniaria, Edwardsiidae. The record is from RefSeq and is a predicted model, not a curated record. Gene Ontology annotation, cellular component: endomembrane system. Gene Ontology annotation, biological process: intracellular protein transport.